GUCAAACCCUCAGAGGCACUUGGCUCUCCUUUGCACUCUGCACAUCUUCAAUCCUUGACGAAGAGUUCCGCCGUUUCUGCAACAUGUCCACCAGGAAAUCUUACUCUGUCUCUGGCAGCAGCAGCAUGAGGUCCAUUGCUGGUCCAGUUGGCGGCUACACCAUCAAGAGCAGGACCAGCUAUGGUGUUGGCUCUGGCUUCAGUGGUGGCUCUAGCCACGCCGGUGGCUUUGGCUACGGUGCUGGCUUUGGCAUGUCCGGCGGCGGUGCAGUCAUUGCCCCUCAUAUUACUGCUGUUCAGGUGAACAAGAGCCUGUUGGCCCCUCUGAACUUGGAGAUCGACCCCCACAUCCAGGCUGUCCGAACCCAGGAGAAAGACCAAAUCAAGAGCCUCAACAACCGAUUUGCUUCUUUCAUCGACAAGGUGCGUUUCCUGGAGCAGCAGAACAAGAUGCUGGAGACCAAAUGGAAGCUCCUGCAGGAACAGACCACCGCACACACCAACCUUGACGCCAUGUUCGAGGCCUACAUCUCCAACCUGCGCAGACAGCUGGAUGGGCUGGGCAACGAGAAGGUCAAGCUGGAAGCAGAACUCAGGAACAUGCAGAUUAACGUUGAGGACUUUAAGAAAAAGUAUGAAGAUGAGAUCAACAAACGUGCAGCAGCAGAGAACGAAUUUGUGCUGUUGAAGAAGGAUGUGGAUGCAGCUUACAUAAACAAGGUGGAGCUGGAAGCCAAGGCCGACGCUCUCCAGGAUGAAAUCAACUUCCUCAGGGCUGUCUACGAGGCUGAGCUUCGCGAGCUGCAGUCUCAGAUCAAAGACACCUCUGUCAUUGUGGAGAUGGACAACAGCCGCAACCUGGACAUGGACUCCAUCGUCGCCGAAGUGCGUGCUCAGUAUGAGGACAUCGCCAACCGCAGCAAGGCCGAGGCAGAGACCUGGUACAAGCAGAAGUAUGAGGAGAUGCAGACAUCCGCUGGACAGUACGGUGAAGACAUCCGCACCACCAAGAGUGAGAUUGCUGAGCUCAACCGCAUGAUCGCCCGUCUUCAGAACGAGAUCGCAGCUAUCAAAGGACAGAGAGCCAACCUCGAGAAUCAGAUCACUGAGGCUGAGGAGCGUGGGGAGCUGGCAGUGAGGGACGCCAAGCUGCGCAUCAAGGACCUUGAAGACGCUCUGCAGAGAGCCAAGCAGGACAUGGCCCGCCAGGUCCGGGAAUACCAGGAGCUGAUGAACGUCAAGCUCGCUCUGGACAUUGAAAUCGCCACCUACAGGAAGCUGCUGGAAGGAGAGGAGACCAGACUGGCAAGCGGAGGAACCAACGCCGUCAUUCACGUGCAGGAGUCCUCAGGCGGUGCAAACUUCUCCAGCGCCAGUGGGUUCGGUUUCAGUGGCGGCAUGGCAGGCGGUUCUGGUUAUAGCUCUGGUGUCACCAAGACCAGAUUGUCAUCAAGCAGCAGCAGCUCAAGAAGAUUAUUGUAAAGCGGGGCAUCAAGAUAACAUCGUCAUCACAAGCCUGUGUACAUUUACUGACUGCUCUGAUAUACUUGCCAUCCUUGCAUUGGGGUGUUGACAACAGUGAAGCAAGCAAAUCGCUGACACAUGAAAAGGUCGAUUCACAGAUCUGCAAUGUUUUAACACUCAACAAUGAAGUUCAAUUUCACUGCCAAGUUUGUGACAAACGCUCCACUGCUUGGAUGCCCACACCACGUCAGUGCCAGAUUUAUUGAACGCACUUUUGCUCAUUCUUCAAUAAAUCUUGUAAAGUAA
Messenger RNA from Synchiropus splendidus (mandarinfish), 1769 nucleotides. Its product is annotated as intermediate filament protein ON3-like. Gene Ontology annotation, molecular function: structural constituent of skin epidermis. The coding region runs from base 84 to 1481 and encodes 465 amino acids. Gene Ontology annotation, cellular component: keratin filament. NCBI's taxonomy places the organism in Eukaryota, Metazoa, Chordata, Actinopteri, Syngnathiformes, Callionymidae. The record is from RefSeq and is a predicted model, not a curated record. Gene Ontology annotation, biological process: intermediate filament organization; keratinization. The transcript has 9 exons.